CUAUGAUGUUUAUAGUGAGUAACCAUUUCGUGUUUUCCUUGUUCUUGCAGGUUUUUUUAGACACUCCGACGGGUCUUCACAGCCGAUUAGCACUAUUUAAGAAUUCCUAAAAGGAUACCAGCAGGAGGACGAGCAGCAGCAGCAGAAGGGCCAGGAGGAGGAGCAGAAGGCACCCACAAGGACCAACUUUCCACUCGAAGCGAAUUAAAAGAAAAGAACUCAGCCAAACUGGAGGCGGAGGGCAAAAAACGGCAAAAUCAAUAGUGCCGAAGAAAUGUGGCCAAAGUGCUGAGUAAUGUGGAGUAAUGGAGACCUUUUUGCUGGCGGCGGCAACAUGAUGUGAAACAUGGCAAUCGAAUCAGCCAAAGCCAUUUAGGGUCAUCAAUUGCCAGGGUAGUGGAAAAUCGGCAGCAGGAGCCCCGAACGAAGCCAUAUGCAUCGCAGCAUGGAGCGGAGGAGGAGCGGUACCCCGAGGACUCUGCCAGUCUGCUGGAUUCUGCUGUGCCUGGUGGCCUGGACUGUGGCAGAUGACUGGUCCCUGAGUUGCGCCUCCAACUGCACCUGCAAGUGGACCAAUGGCAAGAAGUCGGCCAUCUGCAGCUCCCUGCAGCUGACCACCAUCCCGAACACCCUGAGCACAGAGCUGCAGGUGCUGGUGCUCAAUGACAACCACAUCCCGUACCUCAACCGGGAGGAGUUCUCCACUCUGGGGCUGCUGAACCUGCAGCGUAUUUACCUCAAGAAGUCCGAGGUGCAGUACAUACACAAGGAGUCGUUCCGCAAUCUGAAGAUACUGGUGGAGAUCGACCUGUCGGACAAUAAGCUGGAGAUGCUCGACAAGGACACCUUCAUGGGGAACGAUCGUCUGAGGAUACUCUAUUUGAAUGGCAAUCCCCUCAAGCGCCUGGCGGCGUAUCAGUUUCCUAUUCUGCCCCAUCUGCGUACCUUGGACAUGCACGACUGCCUGAUCUCCUACAUCGAUCCCAUGUCCCUGGCCAAUCUUAACCUGCUGGAGUUCCUCAACCUAAAGAACAACCUGCUGGAGAGCCUGAGCGAGUACGUGUUCCAGCACAUGGCCAAUCUGAAGACGCUCUCCCUGGAGGAGAAUCCCUGGCAGUGCAACUGCAAACUGCGAAAGUUCCGCGGCUGGUAUGUGAACAGCCGACUGAGCUCCGUGAGUCUGGUCUGCAAGGGCCCUCCGGCCCAGAAGGAUCGCACCUGGGACAGCGUGGACGACGAGCUCUUCGGCUGUCCGCCGCGGGUUGAGAUCUUCAACAAUGAAGAGGUGCAGAACAUCGACAUCGGGAGUAAUACCACCUUUAGCUGCCUGGUGUACGGCGAUCCCCUGCCGGAGGUGGCUUGGGAACUGAAUGGGAAGAUUCUGGACAACGACAACGUGCUCUUCGACUCGGAGAGCAUCGCCUCGGAUAAGCUGUGGAGUAAUCUCACCGUUUUCAACGUGACCAGCUUGGAUGCUGGAACCUACGCCUGCACGGGCUCGAAUUCCAUCGGCAGAAUGACGCAGAACAUCAGCAUCUACCUCAGCGAGAUCGUUCAGCAUGUGCUGGAGAAGACGCCGGAGACCUUCUGGUACUUUGGCCUUAUCAUGGGCAUCUUCGGAACCGUCUUUCUGCUGAUCUCCAUCUCGUUUGUGGUCUGUCUCUGCAAACGCACCACCCGCCAGCACCGUCAUGCCAACAAGGCCGGCGUGAAGUCGAGUGUUAGCUUCAAUGACCAGGAAAAGAAACUUCUCGACUCGAGCGUCACCACGACCACCAAUGAUCGCGGUGACAGCUAUGGCAUCGACAACCAGCCCACUUCCAUCGGUAUGAACAAGGGGGACUCGGCCGGAAUGGGCUUCAACCAGAUAGAGAUCCAUGCGGUGGAGAGUCAUCGGCAUGGAAGCAUGUUGGUGCAGCAGCAGCCGCAACAGCAACAGGUUGCAGGUGGUGGUGGAAUGCGGCAACAGCUGAUGCAGGUCAAAGAUCCCACCUGCGGCAUGAUGAGUGUGCCCACCUCAAUGGCAGGCCAUGCCCACUCGCAUCCUGCCCAGAUCUCUGAGGAGUUCCCGCUGAACGUGGGCGUCUUCCCACCGCCCCCAGAGUUCUGUUCGAACAUUGUCCCGAAUCCAGCGUUUGGGGGCAACAUCUUCAUCCGGGUAUCCGUCACACAGGACAUGCUGGAUGGUGCGGACCUGAACAUGUAUCCAGAUUUGCUGAACAUUCCGAAGAGGAUGCAGGACGUACAGGAGAGUGGUGCUGGUGCAGUCGCCGUGCCCGAGGGUCAGUUUGCCACUCUGCCGAGACACACAGCCCGGAGAGGUAUUCUCAAGAAGGACACCUCCUUGCAGCAUCAGCAGCAUCAGCAGCAGCAGCAGCAUCAACAUCAACAGCAGCAGCAGCAACAGCAGAUUCAGCAGCAGCAGCACCAGCAGCUGCAACAGCAACACCAGCCAUCCGGACUCUACACACAUGAUGAAAUCGUGACCUACAACCUGGAGGCCAGUGGCUACGACCCCCACCAGUCGGCGUACCACAGCAAUGCCAUGGAGCUGCCUCCUCCGCCGCCGCCGCCCGCCGUAACAGCGGUGGUGCAGUGCCAUCACCCGAGUCCCAGCAACUGCGCCAGCUGCAUCAACAAUGCGCCGCCACCGCCCUCCGCCUGCCAAUCGCCGCCCGUCGAGGUGACGCCCAUGAGGCCGCUGGACAGCUCCGCCUACCCCAAGUACGACAACAUGGGUCGGCGGAUCACCGCGAGCGGAGGACUCGGUGGAUCCAAUCUGUCGCUGCACGACGAGGAGCGCUACGAAAACGAGACGCUCUUUGGCCAGGCGGAGAGUCAGACCAAGGGAAUGCCGGAGCAGUCGCAGGAUCUUCACCAGCCGCAGGAGGUGACUCAAGGCCAGGACAAGGGCGGCGGUCCUGGCGAGUUCGUGUCGCUCUAGUAUUACGGUACCCAGGUGUAAAUAGGUCAAUAGAUUCGUGUCCCCAGAAACCCUUGGCAAUCGUUUGGUUCAUAUCAGUUUGAGAAACGAGUGCUCUAAAUGAACAUAUGUAUAUGUAGCGACCUACACAAUCUAUUGACUGCAUCACAUUCACAUCUGAGGAACAUAGAACCAACAAGAAAUGCAGACAGGAUCUCGAUUGGGUUUUCAUUAUUGGGGACUAAACCAGCCAUUAAAUGGAAAUCCAUAUGAGACUGUCGUGUCACAUCCCAAUCAAAAUUAUAGAUUUCGAAAAUGUUGAGUUAACAGCGAGGCGAGCAAGGACAACAUUUAUUUUCCAUUCGGAUUGCACUCUCAGACUAGAUACCGUUACAGAAUAUACUUCUAAUUCAUACUCCAUUAGAGUCCCAAUCCUAGCUAGCAUUUGGUAGUAGUCCCCUCGAAGCCUGCACCUUCAUAGAGGUCGACAGCGGUGUAUUCUAAAAGGUAUAGCGACCAAAACUGAUCUUCAUAAGGUGUAUAGUACGAUUAAUCGCAAAUGUAUUGGACCCAAGAUGGUCGAGUCUUAGACAUAUUGCUUCUGGGGUGCUAGAGUUUUAGAGACGAGUCACUGAAUAGGAUUAGAUUGGUAUAGGAUGGUGUGAGACGCGGAACUCAAAUCUCUAGGCAUGCAUAUAUAUAUAUAUGAAACGUUAGCCAGAUCUAUUACGCCCCAUAUAAUCGCCCUUAUAAUCCUCGAUGUGCAUUGGAUAUAUAAAUACUUUAUCUAGUUUUAGCCCCUCACCCCGUAAAAUAGUUCCUUUCUUGUACAUAUGUAAAUGUAUUCCUAAUGCUUAAGGACUUUUAAAUCAAAAUAAUUUUAUGCUCACUACCCGAAAAGUAUCGAAAAGUAUCGAGAGUAUAUAUCACAGAGUCGUGCCAAAUGUUUUUAAGGUCUGUUUUUAACCCGUUAGCCCAUGCGAUUGUUUAGACGUGUUACUUAAGCGUAGUAUUUGCUGAACACUUAGUACCUAUGAUUUAGUCAAUCUCAGAUGUAGCCCACGCCCACUAUCCUAGCAUUCAGAUUAGAACACAUUCGGUUCCUCUCCGUUUUCCCCCUCGAAGUCCUGCAAGUAGAUCAAAACUAUAUCUGAAUAGGGUACGACAUUAACAUUUACGCAACAUAAUAUCUAUACAUGUAUGUAUAUGUACAUCUGCAUAUGUUUGUACUUGUGUGUAAUCUGGAUGUAGAGAGAAUGAAAAGCAAAUACGACCGACCCAAGCGAGGCUAUAUCGAUGUGUAUAUCUUAUAUAUAGUACAUAUGCAAUGUAAACAUUUAUCGAGAUCCAUGUUUGUAGAGGAGAGAGAGAAAGAGAGAGCACACGAGAACAGAGGUCGCGCAUUAAAUGGAUUUUUUGUGUCUGUAGAAAGUUUCAAAUUCGAGCUUGGUAAUGUAAAAGUAAGCUAUAGAAGUCAAUAUAAGUACACGAUAAAUUCCUCUUACAUGACCACGCCCACUCGCCGCCCCUUCGCAUGAUAAAUGUGUGAAUGCAAGCAUGCAUGUGUGUGUGUGUCUGUAUGCGCGUGUGUGUGUGCGGAAUAAUUAAACACAUGAAUGCAAUGAAUUACUAUAAUAAUUAUGGGAAAGUAUGCAGGCAAAUAUUUGCACAACUUCCAUGAGAUUUUUAACCCCUUCACCCCGUAGUUAUCCGUUAUUUGUUUUAUCGCCGUUGUUGUUUAAUGUGUGCCGAGUGUUUCCAGCGAAGGGAUUUUUGUAUUUUGCUAUUAUGAACUGAACCAGAGCAAAUUUGCACGGCACACACAAAGCACGGCAAACACGGCAUUCUAGUUUAAUCCGCAUAUAAUUUAACUGAAUUUCCCUGCGUACCUCAUUUUUGACAGCGCAAAGUGGAUGAUUCAAUCAAAAGCAUUACUCGCCCGCUCUAAUGGACGCAUCUAAAUCUGAAUCUGAAUCUGAAACAGGAACAGAUACAGAUACAAAUACUUUGGCGGGAGGGGCGGACCCUGUACAUAGGCCAUUUUAAUUACAUCAUACUCGCGCAGACAGAGCCAAUAUUUUAUUCAUUUUAAAUCGUUUUAACUAAUUAAAACCAAAUGGAAACCGCCAACUGAGCGAGAGCAAAGACAAGUGUAAACACGCAAAUAGAGUAAUGGGUAAUGAGAAUAGCGAGAGCCCGACUAGAGAAAAUUUAAACUAUGCUUUUAACUAGGUCUCCCAUUUGCUAUUUACCAUUUUCCAUUCACCAUUUCCCAAUUUCCACUUUCCACUGCCACGACCGCUACGCGUUUUUCCGGACGGAGAUGGAAAUGUAACUAUGAUUUUAAUUACUCAGCUUGAAUGCAAAUGGAAGGCGCCCACAGAACCAGAUAACUAGAUGCGAAACGUAUCUGCGAGUCCGGGUAUCCACGUAUCCACGUAUCCACGUAUCCACGUAUCUGCGUAUCCGACUGUCUUGCUGUUUGGGUAUCUGCAUCUGUUGGCGUUGCAUGUGGCAUCUAUUGAGGGGCCGAGGGAGCGGCAAAAUUAACUUUUUAUGAGCGCUGCGAAGUGCUGCCAAAAUAAAUUAAAUUCGAAUGAUGAAUAGUAGUAACAAAUUUUGUACAAUACCAUAAAAACAUUGCAUUGCACAUUGCAUUUUAACUUGAAUUCCAUUCGAAUGUUGAAAUUAGCCAAAUCCUACGAGCCGCACAGAAUCUGAACCAGAAUCCAUCACGAACUCGUAUACGCAUUUAUAAAUACAAAACAUCCCGACAGGACACGAGCCCACUUGUGGACAGGACGCACGGAUACGGACAUGGACACGGACGUGGACAUGGUCAUAGCGACGCAGACGGACACGGAGACGAACAGGACAGACCGGAAGGAGCGGACGUUGAACAAACAAUAUAACCGAGAAUACAUUGUAAUAGCAUUAAUAGAUUGUCAAGCUUUAUUACACACUAUAUUAACAUAGAUGGAAUAAUAAUAAUUAUUAUUAUUACUGUAAUAAUACGAGUAACAGAAGAACACAAAGAGAAAUAUGAAUAAAUUUAAUAAAACCAAAAA
Molecule: messenger RNA, 5991 nt
Organism: Drosophila sechellia
Lineage: Eukaryota; Metazoa; Arthropoda; Insecta; Diptera; Drosophilidae
Gene: kek6
Product: kekkon 6
Exons: 3
Coding region: 434-2944 (836 amino acids)
Molecular function (GO): protein binding
Source: RefSeq, a predicted model, not a curated record